Messenger RNA from Papilio xuthus (Asian swallowtail), 1548 nucleotides. Its product is annotated as ventral nervous system defective. The transcript has 3 exons. The coding region runs from base 181 to 1143 and encodes 320 amino acids. Gene Ontology annotation, biological process: regulation of transcription by RNA polymerase II; cell differentiation. Gene Ontology annotation, molecular function: DNA-binding transcription factor activity, RNA polymerase II-specific; RNA polymerase II cis-regulatory region sequence-specific DNA binding. Gene Ontology annotation, cellular component: nucleus. NCBI's taxonomy places the organism in Eukaryota, Metazoa, Arthropoda, Insecta, Lepidoptera, Papilionidae. The record is from RefSeq and is a predicted model, not a curated record.
UAUUGAUAAUAGCCGGUGAGGCAUCGAUCAGUCGAUACUAUUGCGGUCUCCGGGCGACUGCUUGCAACGAAAAUUAAACACCUUAUCGGUGAUUCUACUCAACGGUUAUCAAAUGGCAAUCAGUAAUCGAUCAUAAUUGACUUUAUUAGUGUGUGAUUUAUUUAAGCAUUCGUUUAGUGUAUGAUGAAAAUGAUGGGCGAGAACGAAAUGGGUUAUGGUGACUAUUACAAUUAUGAGAACAGUUGGCCGGUCGCGCCGCCGGACUACAGCGCCGGGUUAGAUCCCAGCUGCCAAUACCGGCAACCAGAAGAGGACUACAGAUACGGUACUUAUGCGCUUUUAGAUAGUAUGAAGAUGCCAGGCCAACGACCGGGGUUCCAAAUUUCUGAUAUCCUUGGCCUGAACGAAGCGAAAGGCCUGGAGACUGCCCCAGCGCCGACGGGGCUCGGCUGCGGUCUGGAACUCCCGCCCUACGCUCCGCCGCAGCAUCAUUACUCACACGAUUUACUCAGACAUCAUCAACCCUGGCUUUCUUUAGACCAACAUGAACCUACCGGUGGAAUUGGUCAACAAGCGAGUCCGGACAGCACGUCCCGCGCUUCCGAGUUAUCCUAUGUGGGCGCAUCAGCCUCCUCGCCUACCAUUACCGAUCCCCGCCACGACCAAGACCAAGACCAGGACCACGACGACAUAGACCACGACGAUGAGGACCAUGACCAGCCAGCCAACACUAGUGACCCCAGCCUCGCACACAAGAAGCGCAAGCGACGCGUUCUCUUCUCCAAAGCGCAGACUUAUGAGUUGGAAAGACGGUUCCGUCAACAGAGAUACCUGUCCGCUCCCGAACGGGAACACCUGGCGAGUCUGAUUCGUCUAACACCGACACAGGUCAAGAUCUGGUUCCAGAACCACAGGUACAAGACGAAACGUGCGGUGCAGGAAAAAGGAGCUCACGAUUUGAACGUCGGCAGUUUAAAUUCUCCUCGCCGUGUAGCGGUACCCGUCCUUGUAAAAGACGGUCGGCCUUGUAUUGGGAAGCCGGAUGGUCUUCCUCCUCUGGGUAUGUCGCUGCCACCAUACCAGCCGAUGCACCACCAGCCGUCCGUCGGCCACGGCUCUCAACCGAGCGGUUGUUGGUGGUGAUCAAACAAUCAACCAGUGAUUUCCUAGUCGUUACAUUGAGUAAUGUCGCUUUGAUUAUGGGAUAGCGUUAUUGCUUUUUGUUUAAAUAGCCUUCUUAACCUUAUUGUUACUUCGGUAUUAUCCAUCUAGUUAGACGGAGACAAAUUUAGAUGUUAUGGGCCUAAUAAGUAAAAUUAGUAAGUUAUGGGGUAUGGUUAAUUUCUUUGAUUGUUUACAUUUGUUACAAAUAAUCCUGAGUUAGUUAAUUCAAAGUAUUAGACCCCAAAACACCCGUUUUAAUUAUUAAAAGCCAUUAAUUUCGAAAUAAAAACGUAGUUUUAUAAUCAGAUUCAUUAUGAGUUACCUCGAAUAAUAAGGAAAAUGAAAGUAUUAGUAUUUAUUUAUUUAAUUUGAGAUGUUCAAGGU